This is a messenger RNA of Paramuricea clavata, 1550 nucleotides long. Lineage: Eukaryota; Metazoa; Cnidaria; Anthozoa; Malacalcyonacea; Plexauridae. The record is from the annotation of a GenBank genome assembly.
AUGGGACACAAAUUAACUGAUCAAGGAAUUUGCCCAGAUCCGGGAAAGGUUAGCGCAGUUCAUGAGAUGCCAAGACCUCUUGAUAAAGUUGGGGUACAGCGUUUUUUGGGGAUGUGUAAUUAUUUAUCAAAAUUUUCUCCAAAUCUAAGUGCAACAGUGUUGCCGUUAAGGAAUCUAGUCAAGCAGAACGUUGAAUUUAAUUGGUCAGAUUCGCAAGAAAAUGCUUUCAACGCAGCUAAAGAUCUUAUUGCACCAAGCACAAAUUUGCGUUAUUAUGACGUUAAACUUCCAGUUACGUUACAAGUGGAUGCGUCGGAUGAAGCUAUUGGUGGGGUACUUAUGCAAGAAGGAAAACCAGUUUGUUUUACGUCACACACUUUAACAGAUACAGAAAAACAAUAUGCGCAGAUUGAAAAAGAGUGUUUGGCUAUCAUGACAAGUAUGAAGAAGUGGCAUCAGUAUCUCUUUGGUAAACAUGACAUUAUUGUGCAAACGGACCAUCAACCUUUAGAAAUAAUUUUUAAAAAGCCACUUGGUAAGGCACCUCGAAGGCUUCAACGGAUGAUGCUUCAACUACAGCAGUAUAAUUUUGAAGUUGUGUAUAAAAGAGGGAAAGAACUUUAUGUUGCAGAUACUUUGUCACGGGCAGCAUUAAAAGAAAAUUGCGCGGUGGAGUUGGAGUCAGAAAUGGUAUUUCGAGUUGAGCUGGAGCAGAUGGGUUUAAAACCUGCCAUGAUGUCAGACUGUACGUUAAAUAGAAUGAAAGAAGAGACCAGAAAAGACCAAACGUUGAAGUGUUUGUUGGAAACGGUACGAAAAGGAUGGCCAUCGGAUAAAUUAAUGGUUCCACCGUGUAUCAGACAGUAUUGGUUUUUCGAGAAGAAAUUACGCUUUACGAAGGGGUUCUUUUGAAGACGCAUCAAGUGAUUGUACCAACAGUGUUGAGGAAAGAAAUGUUGGAAAAGAUUCACAAGUCUCACCAAGGUGCUGACAGUAGUAUACGUCGAGCUCGAGAAGCACUGUUUUGGCCCGGAAUGUCAGCUAAUAUUCGUCAAAUGUCUGAAGCUUGCGGAAUUUGUGCUCAAUUCCAAACGGAACAACCGAGAGAGCCUAUGAAAUCGCAUGAGAUUCCUAAGUUACCCUGGUCAAGAAUAAGUGUGGAUUUAUUUCAAUUAGCUGGUAAGAACUAUUUGGUUAUGGUUGAUCAUUAUAGUGACUUCAUUGAACUUGAUCACUUGAAAAACACUACGGCUAAUUCUGUAAUUAAGGUGAUGAAAAAGAACUUUGCAAGGCAUGGAAUUCCAAGUGAAUGCGUUAGUGACAAUGGUCCUCAAUUUGACAGUUCGGAAUACAGAUCUUUUGCGAGAGAACAUGGUUUUACACCGGUUAAGUCGUCUCCGUAUUAUAGUCAAGGGAAUGGUAAAGCAGAAUUAAUCGGCUGUGAAGGUUGCAAAGAACAUAUUAAAAAAAUCGGACAACGAAGAUCCUUACUUGGCAUUAUUAGCUUAUCGCAAUACUCCGCAACAAGGAUACGUAUAUUCUCCAGCUGA